AUGGUCGUCGCCUUCGCAGUAUGCCUCAUCAACAUUACGGAGACCGCUCCUGUUCCGGUCAUGGUCAACUACUUAUGCGAGUGCUUCAGCGGGUAUGCGCAGGAAGUCACAACAGCGAUGAACUUCUACCGGACCAUUCUGGGCUUGACUGUGCCUUUUUAUAUCGAUUCGUGGUUGGCGGCGGUCGGAGACGGAUGGACGUUCGGCAUGAUGGCGUUCUUCUCCCUGAUCGGUUUUUCGUGCACGCUCUUGCUGGCUUGGAGAGGGGGCGCUGUGCGGAAGUACACGGCGGAGAGGUUUCGGCAGGUGGAGGAUGGCGAGCCUUUGUUCUAG
This is a messenger RNA of Saxophila tyrrhenica, 333 nucleotides long. RefSeq lists its product as uncharacterized. The transcript is spliced from 2 exons. NCBI's taxonomy places the organism in Eukaryota, Fungi, Ascomycota, Dothideomycetes, Mycosphaerellales, Extremaceae. The record is from RefSeq and is a predicted model, not a curated record. The coding region runs from base 1 to 333 and encodes 110 amino acids.